AUGAAGUCCCCUUCAGGCAAGAUUAAGAUCGCAAUCGACAGAGGAGGCACCUUUACGGAUGUCUGGGCCAGUCUCCCCGGUCAACCAGAUAUCGUGCUCAAACUUCUUUCGGUCGAUCCGGCCAACUAUGACGAUGCACCUACAGAAGGAAUCCGGAGAGUACUAUCGCUCUACUAUGGCAGGGAGUUACCCCGCGGACAACCUCUUCCCAAGACGGACCUUGAAUUCAUCCGGAUGGGAACGACUGUCGCGACGAAUGCAUUACUUGAGCGCAAGGGAACGCGACAUGCGUUUCUCGUAACGAAAGGCUUCCGCGACCUGCUAAGAAUUGGGUAUCAGUCUCGACCUCGGCUGUUUGAUCUGAACAUCGUCAAGCCAGACGUGAUGUAUGAUGAAGUGCGUGAAGUCGACGCGCGGGUAACCAUCGAAGGCUUUGACGAAGACAUUGACAGGCUUUUCGCGUGCGAGAAAGAGACCCCCGGAGUCUUGGUGCGCGGGAUCAGCGGAGACAUGGUACGAAUAUUGAAGCCUCUGGACGAGGAACAAGUUCGCCAUACUCUACGAGAAUUGCGUGGGAUUGGGAUCGACACGCUCGCGGUAUGCUUCGUGCACUCGUACAUCUUCCCCGACCACGAGAAUCGCGUGUACCAUAUUGCGAUGGAGGAAGGGUUCACACAUGUUUCCCUGUCUUCGUCUGUGGCUGCCAACAUGAUUAAGAUGGUGCCGCGAGGAAGCUCCGCUUCAGCAGAUGCCUACUUAACCCCGGAAAUCAAGAAGUAUCUCACGGGCUUCUCAAAGGGGUUUGAAGGUGGAAAUCUCGAUGGCGUGCGGUGUGAUUUUAUGCAGUCUGAUGGGGGUCUUGUUAACCACCACUCGUUUAGCGGUCUCCGUGGCAUCUUGAGUGGACCUGCAGGUAGUUCUCCCUCGGAACUGUCAUCUAUGAAGCGCACUGCUAACGAGACAGGUGGCGUUGUCGGUUAUGCAAACACUUCCUACGACGGAGAGUCUCAAACCCCAGUAGUCGGAUUCGACAUGGGAGGUACAUCCACAGAUGUCUCACGUUAUGGGGGCCAUCUGGAGCACGUAUUUGAGAGCGUUACUGCGGGAGUGACUAUCCAGAGCCCGCAGCUCGAUAUCAACACAGUCGCUGCAGGCGGAGGAUCUAUCCUGGCCUGGAGGAACGGCCUCUUUACUGUCGGCCCCGAGAGUGCCUCAUCACACCCUGGUCCAGCUUGUUACCGAAAGGGAGGCCCAUUGACCGUGACGGAUGCGAACCUCUUCCUUGGACGGCUGCUCCCAGAGUUCUUUCCACAUAUCUUUGGGGAGAAUGAAGACCAACCGCUCGAUACGGAGGUUGUGAAACAGAAGUUCAUCUCCCUGACAGCAACGAUAAACGCCGAGACGGAGAAAUCGAUGACGCCCGAGGAAGUGGCGUGCGGAUUCCUCGACGUGGCUAACGAGGCUAUGUGUCGGCCAAUUAGAGCGUUGACCGAAGGAAAAGGAUACGAUAUUGCAAACCAUAAUCUCAGUGUCUUUGGAGGCGCUGGUGGCCAACAUGCCUGUGAUGUCGCUCGUAAGCUGGGCAUCUCAACAGUCAUCAUACACAAAUAUUCCAGCAUCUUAUCUGCAUAUGGCAUGGCCCUGGCGGACGUGGUGCAAGAGACGCAAGAGCCAGUGAACGAGACGUACAGCGACGACUCUCGAGGCCGGCUUGAACAGCGCUUGUCCGUGCUGCGAGACAAGGUCUGUCAGCAGCUCCGUGACCAGGGCAUGCAGGAGAACGAUACUUCAUACGAGAUGUAUCUCAACAUGCGAUAUCAAGGCACCGAAACUUCCAUCAUGGUCCUCCAACCACCGAACGGAGACUUCAAAACGGAGUUCAAGAAAGCACAUCUUCGGGAGUUUGCCUUUUUGUUCCCCGAUGAGCGACCGAUCUUCGUUGACGACGUUCGUGUCAGAGGAAUCGGGGCAAGGGGUCGUCAAGGACCAUCUGACGGGAACCGACUGGGAAAGGAACUGCGAAAUUCACAUUGCCAUAAGGUGUCCGUGGAUACCGCAGAGCGAAUGCGACAGACAAAGGUGUAUUUUCAAGGGACUGGCAAUACUCCGACCCCUAUCUUUCUCCUGCACAAGCUGUCACCAAAUACCGCUAUACCUGGACCGGCAAUCAUUAUUGAUCAAACCCAGACCCUCGUCAUUGCACCAGAUGCGGAAGCCAGAGUGCUCACAUCACAUGUUGUGAUUGAUGUCAAAGAGCCCUCAUCCGUCGCUAUGAAGGACCCAACGACAGUCGAUCAUAUCCAGCUGUCCGUGUUCGGACAUCGAUUCAUGAGCAUUGCUGAACAAAUGGGCCGGGCCCUGCAGAAGACCGCGGUAUCGUUAAAUAUCAAGGAAAGACUGGACUUUUCCUGCGCCUUGUUCGGACCAGACGGAGGUCUGGUGGCCAACGCACCUCAUGUCCCCGUUCACCUCGGGUCGAUGAGCUACGCGGUGAAAUAUCAGCAUGAGCUACACAAGGGGCAGCUGGUCCCUGGCGACGUCUUGGUAGCCAAUCACCCCGAGGCCGGGGGUACCCAUCUGCCCGAUAUCACUGUGAUAACGCCGGUGUUUGAGAAGUCCGGCAAGGAAAUCGCCUUCUAUGUAGCGUCGCGUGGCCACCAUACUGACAUAGGCGGCCUGGGAGGAACAUCCAUGCCACCCAACUCCACCGAGCUGUGGCAGGAGGGCGCUGCGAUCCGAUCUUUCAAGCUCGUCCACUGCGAGAAGUUUGACGAAGAAGGGAUAACGCAGAUUCUGCUCGCGCCAGGAGAGCAUCCCGGAUGUGCGCCUAGUCGCCACAUUGGUGACAACAUCUCGGACCUCAAGGCCCAAGUCGCCGCCAAUCACAAGGGCAUGACGCUUGUGCAAGCUUUGAUCGAGGAGUACACGCUUCCGGUUGUACAGCUAUACAUGGGAGCCAUCCAGUCGAAUGCCGAGAUCGCCGUGCGGGCAUAUCUUCGCUCCAUGCGCGAGCAGUUGGGUCCGCACUUGACGUACGAGGACCAAAUGGACAACGGCUCGCUGAUCAAGCUAUCCAUCACCAUAUCAGAAGAUGGAUCUGCGACAUUCGACUUCACAGGAACUGGCUGCGAGCUCCUCAGCAACAUCAACGCACCGCCGGCAAUCACCCACUCCGCCAUCAUUUACACGAUCCGUCUCCUCAUCGGCACCGACAUCCCCCUCAACCAGGGCUGUCUUGCGCCGAUUGACGUGAUUCUCCCCAAGGGAACCUUCCUCAACCCCUCAGCCGGGCCGGCCGUGUGCGCCGGGAACACCCAGACAUCGCAGAGACUCGUCGAUGUCAUCCUGGGCGCGUUCCGCGCCGCCGCCGCCUCGCACGGCUGCAUGAACUGUCUCGGGUUCUUCGGCGAGGGAGGGAAAGACUCCAAUGGCAAGAAACUCACCGGAUAUGCGUACGCUUUCGGGGAAACUAUCUGCGGUGGGUCAGGGGCUACCGAGACCCAGGAUGGUGCGUCCGGGGUGCAUACCCACAUGACAAACACUCGCAUCACCGACGCAGAGAGCCUGGAGAAACGGUACCCUGUUAUUCUGCGGGAGUUUGCGAUACGGCCCGACACCGGUGGAGGCGGGCUUUACCGCGGCGGUGACGGAGUGGUGAGAGACAUCGAAUGUCGCGCGCCGUUGAGCUUCAGCGUCAUCACGGAGCGACGGAGCGUUCCUCCCUACGGCAUGAACGGUGGAGAGCCUGGGGAGCGGGGAGCAAAUUAUUGGGUGCGACGCGUUCAGAAUGAAGCUGGUCAGGAGGAAUGGAGAUGGGUGAAUAUGGGGGCGAAGAACAUGGUUCGCAUGGAAGCUGGGGAUCGCUGUGUUAUUCAUACUCCUGGUGGAGGAGGAUGGGGGUCGGUGGGUGUAAAUGGCAGCGCAGAGCAUGCAAUCGGGACGAAAGGAGGCGUGGGUUACUAUCCUCGUGCAUCAGGCAGUGUGUCUGCGUACAUGAUGGCGCAGGAGAGCUCUGCAUGA
Molecule: messenger RNA, 4020 nt
Organism: Aspergillus terreus NIH2624
Lineage: Eukaryota; Fungi; Ascomycota; Eurotiomycetes; Eurotiales; Aspergillaceae
Product: 5-oxoprolinase
Exons: 6
Coding region: 1-4020 (1339 amino acids)
Biological process (GO): glutathione metabolic process
Cellular component (GO): cytosol
Molecular function (GO): 5-oxoprolinase (ATP-hydrolyzing) activity
Source: RefSeq, a predicted model, not a curated record